GUUUCGUUGAUGCGUCCGGCAUGUUAUCCACCUGGAAAAGUGAAGCUGAUUGCUGUGAGUGGAGUGGAGUAUCAUGCAGUAAUUUGACCGGUCAUGUUAUCCAGCUGGCUCUUUUUUACAAGGAAUUGAGAGGUAAUAUCGAUUCCUCAUUAUGUGAUUUGCGGCAUCUAAGUCACUUGAAUCUCGAUGGAAACAAUUUCGAAGGGAGCAAAAUUCCAGAAUGCAUUGGCUCACUUGGUCAACUAAGAGAGUUGAGUAUUUCGGAUGCUUCAAUUGGUGGCACUAUUCCUCGUGGACUGCAGAAUCUAUCCAGUUUGGAAUAUCUCGACCUUGGCUAUAAUGAUUUGAUUGUGAAAGAUCUUGAGUGGAUUUCUCACCUUUCUUCUUUGAGAUCUCUUUACCUCUCAGGCGUUAAUCUGCGUCAAGCUGUUGAUUGGCAAUCAUCAUUAUCCAAAGCUCCUCAUCUAUCUAAGAUUUACUUAGUAGAUUGUGAUCUUAUAUCUCAUCAUUUCAAUCCCGCAUCUUUUGUCCACACAAACUCUUCCAAGUCCCUCAAAGUCCUUUCUCUUGCAGGAAAUAAUUUAGACUCUUCAAUCCUACCCUGGUUGUCUAACGUUAGCAACGUCUUAACAGGUCUUUAUCUCGGUGAUAACGCUUUGGAACAUAUUUUUCCAAAUACUUUUUCAAAUAUGAAUUCUCUUGAAUCUUUAUCUCUUGAUGGUAAUUCUUUGCGACAUAUUCCUUCGGAUGCUUUCCCAAAUUUGUGCCGAUUGAAAUCGUUGUCGUUGAGGAACAACAAUUUUUCAGGUCAAUUAAGUGAUUGGAUACCACAGUUAAGCAAUUUAUAUCAUCUUGACAUUUCAAGCAAUUUUUUGUCGGGAAAACUUCCUGAUUGUUGGGGACAACUUCCUUCCUUGAGGGUUCUGAGAUUGGAAAACAAUCAUUUCUCUGGACCAAUACCAAACUCAGUUGGUACUUUGAACUUUCUUGCAAGUAUCCAUUUGAAUAGCAAUAACCUCUCUGGGAAUUUGCCAGCUUUGAUGAAUUCUUCGUACUUGCUGUUCAUUGAUUUUGGACAGAAUAAUUUGACUGGAAAAAUGCCAUCAUGGAUAGGGCAGUAUUGCCACAAUUUGAUUGGCUUACGUUUGCAAGCAAAUAGGCUUCACGGAAGCAUUCCUACAAAUUUAUGUAAUUUGCCACAUCUUCAAAUCUUAGAUCUCUCAAAAAAUAAUUUAACAGGAAAUAUACCUCAUUGCUUUGGUAAUUUGAAUGCUAUGUCAAAUAUGACAUCUAUGAGCCCAGAAAUUUCUUAUAAUGUUUCUAGAAACGGUAUUGAAUCAUCAUUCAUGGACACAGCAAUGUUGUCAUGGAAAGGAGCAUAUGUUGAGUACAGAAAGAAUCUUCGAUUCAUGAAAACCAUUGAUCUCUCAUGCAAUGACUUAACAGGAGAAAUCCCAAGUAGCAUAGCUGCACUUGUGGCAUUGGCUUCCCUGAACUUGUCAAGAAAUCAUUUGAAAGGAUGCAUUCCUAUCAACAUGGGUCAAAUGGAAAGGCUGGAAUCACUUGAUUUGUCAUACAACUCUCUUUCUGGUGAAAUUCCAAUCAGCUUCUCAAAUUUGAGUUUUCUCAGUAUGUUGAACUUGGCCUUCAACAAUUUAUCAGGAAAAAUUCCAACGGGCACCCAACUUCAAUCCUUCAAUGCCUCCGGUUAUAUAGGAAACCAGGGGCUUUGUGGCAUGCCACUUACAGAGAGAUGUCCAGAAGAUGGGAAUUCAAAUCUGAAUCCCAAUAAUGCACGUGACAUUGAUGCAGAUGGAGAUGAUAAUCUCAUAAGCUUUGGGUUUUAUGCUAGCAUGGCUCUUGGCUUCAUUACUGGGUUUUGGGGAGUUUGUGGGACUUUAAUUCUCAAAAAGUCUUGGCGGCAUUUCUUUUUCCACUUCUUUGAAAACACGUACGACUGGAUUUAUGUUCAAGUUGCUAUUUUGAAGACAAAGAUAAAGAGAAGAUUCCAACACUAACAGAUGGUUGGAGAAAGUUGCAGAAAUAAUCAUCCUGCUGGCGAGGUUUCAACUACAUUUGGGAAUGGGAUGGUGUAUUACAAGUGAGCACGACUGGAUCUGCUCUUCUAUUUUACUUUCUUGUUUUGUCUGUAUUUCUUUCUCUUUAUGUAAGAUGAAAGCCAGGUCACUUGUCAGCCGCUGCAAAGUUCCCUAAUCUGUGU
Molecule: messenger RNA, 2221 nt
Organism: Neltuma alba
Lineage: Eukaryota; Viridiplantae; Streptophyta; Magnoliopsida; Fabales; Fabaceae
Product: receptor-like protein EIX1
Exons: 4
Coding region: 21-2018 (665 amino acids)
Molecular function (GO): protein binding
Source: RefSeq, a predicted model, not a curated record